AUCAGUUUCCCAGUUGACAUUGCGUUCGCCAUCUCUGCAACGAGUGCCAGAGCCAACGAAUUAUACGACUACAUGCUCGACGUCAUCAAACUUAUCGUGGAUAAUUACGGCAUGUACACAGUACAUUAUGCAUUCAUGGUGUUUGGCGACGACACUGAUGUACGAAUACGCUUUGGCGAUGCAUUUAACAGCCCUGACCAACUCAAGUUUGUAAUGGAAAAUAUCCCAAGAAUCGGUGGACAGCCGAACUUGGAGAAAGCGCUCGAGAAGGCUACAGAGAUUUUCCGACCCGGAUACAAAGGAGAGAGACCCGGUGUGCGUAAGUUCUUGGUAGUGAUUGUGGACAAGGACACUGUGGGAGACGUGACUCGGUAUGCAAAGAGUUUAGAAAACACAGGAAUAAAGGUAAUCCCAGUUGCUAUUGGACGGGAAGUCGGACCGGGAGGCAUCAUAAUCCCACCUUACAAAGUAAUCGUAGAUCCUAAACCUGAUGUGGACAAACCGGAUAUACUGGUUCAAAAUAUAACUAAAGCAAUUAUUAUCGAUCCAUGUGAAGACGUCGUAUGUGACUACAACGCUGAGUGCCGAGCCUUGCCCAAUGACACCGCUCUCUGUCAAUGUCUGGAUGACUGUUCAGCGGAACCUUUUAAACCAGUUUGUGGAAGUGACUUGGUGACGUACGCAAGUGAAUGUGCUCUAAAAGGGAAGGCUUGUAAGAAUGAAAUGGCGAUUAGUGUGGUGUCAGAGGGAAUCUGUCAAAAAGCCACCGACCUUGCUUUUGUUAUCGGCGCUUCUGAACCUCAAGCGUCUGCUGUCUUUGCAAGAAUGGUAGCCAUGUUGAAUGACAUUGUUGUUGAAUAUGAGAUAUCUAACGACAAAACACGUGUUGCACUGGUAGACUACAAUGGUCCAGCGACAACCAGGGCCUUAUUCAGCGACGGUUACAACAAAACCAACUUUAAAAGGAUCGCAAGUAGCUUACCAGGACCCAGAGGUCGACCGGGGACACUUAGCGAUGCUUUAAGCAAAGUACGAGAUGAGGUGUUCACUCUUCAAAACGGCGCGCGGCCAUUUGCAGAGGAUGUUCUUGUUGUGAUGACCCAGGGUAAUUUUGAAGAUAAAUCUGCGGAUAUCAGGAACGAGGUCGCCAAAUUGAGAAGCAAUGCAAUCAAGGUCGUGGUGGUUGCCUUCACGGACGAACCGGGCGUAGACAAAUGGAACAACAUCUCCUCGGGGAAUAAUCUCAUUGUUAUAACCAAGCCUGAUAAAGAUAAGAAGGAGGCCAAGAAACUGCCUUACACUGUUAGCAAAGUAUUUCGCAGCUGUGCUGAAGUAAAAGCAUCCGGGUAUUCUUCUGAUGGCCAUUACCUCCUUCACAUAAGCGACAGAUGUAAAGAUCCAACUAGAAUCUACUGUCACAACAUGGCGUCCAAUGCGCCACAAGAGUAUAUCACCUUGGAGUCUGGUGCCGAGAACAACUUCGCUAUUAUCUAUAAUCAGCGGCUUAAGGAUAGGUACAGUUGCAGUGGGCCUGCGCGAAGUGAGUUGUACGCUGAGCAAGGUUCAACGAACUUCUUCAAAGUGCGCCUUGAUAUCGCAAGCAUGAAAAUUAUGAGUCGUGACUUCACUUUUGCGCUGACUGUAGAGGGUAAAGACAUCCCGUAUGGCACAGCAGGGGAUUGUUACUCGGUGAACACUGGUAAAUGUCGAAAGGGUCAGUUCAAGGUUGACUUGAGCGGGACAAGACUUCGAGUGCGGGAUGAUGUGAGCUGGACAUUGCAGGGGUUCCCGAAUGGUUUGCAGAUUCAAGAUUACCAGAAGUCGCUUGAUGGUGCGGUGGUGUCUGCUAAGUGUGGAGGCUGGUGUGGUCGCUGUAAGCCGACCAGGGGAUUUAUAUUAGUGGAGCCUUUAUGUACUAUUCCUGCAGCGUGUCCAUUCCCCAUGGAUGUGGUCUUUGCUUUGGACUCUUCGUCCGUGUUAUCAUUAUCAGACUACAUCCAGCAGAAGAACUUCGUUGUCACAAUGAUCAAUGCUUUCACCAUCUCCGUCGCCAGGACGCAUGUGGGAGUCAUUACUGUGGGAGAGACAGCUAGGAGGGACAUUGAGCUUACACAGUACACCCAGUCUGAAAUACUUAAAUUCCGAGUGGCUGAACUAAAUGCUAUCAAUGACUCUCCUUCAGAUCGGACAAUCAGGUUUACUGACAUGCUCAAACAGGCGACAACGGCGUUUAAAAAUGGAGCAAGGUCACAGGUUCCUAGGUCUUUAAUUGUGUUAGUUGCGGGUGAGAUCACCGAGGACCUUAAAUCUGCUGCCACCAAACUGAAGAGCACGGGCGUUCAGAUAUUUGUCGUUGCUGUUGGUGUGACUACACCAUCAUCUCGGCAUGUUAGUCUCGCCAGUGGAAGGAAGUUUGUUCACACCGUUGACAGUUUCGACGAGCUUGGUUCGUUGGCUGCAAGGUUGGCCAAGGACACGUGUGAAGACCCUUGCGCAAAGAAGAUUUGUCAGCCCUAUGCCCGCUGCAAGGCAAUCGAUUUUACUCGCACAGAGUGCGUGUGCCCAAAGAUCAGUGAUUGUCCAACCACCAAAGAUGAAGUAUGCGGCAGUGAUAGAGUCACUUACAACAAUGACUGUGUUUUAAGAGUCCAAGCCUGUACAAGAGGACAAGAUAUCACUGUGGAUAAUUUGGGCCCAUGUGGUUUGUGUGCUGGUGUUAAAUGUAAAGAGCAUGCGCACUGCGAGGUUAAGGGUGGCAAGGCACAGUGUGUCUGUAAGGACGUUAGGGAAUGUCCCCAGACUCCCACCCCUGUGUGUGGUAAGAACAACAGGACUUACAUCAACGUAUGCUACCUGGAUGUGGAGAAUUGUCGACUUGAAGAAAUUGUUGAUCAGCAGAGACCAGGAAAGUGUGAGCCUUGUGCCGAGGUGCAGUGUAAGGAACCAAAGUUGUGCAAAGCGGAUUCCCAAGGUAACGCUGAAUGUGUGUGCCCGGAUGAGAGAGAUUGUCCAAUGACUGUUCAUGCUGUGUGUGGCAGCGAUGAUAAAACGUACCUCAACGAGUGUGUGAUGAAGGCAAAGGCUUGUCUCAGAGAAAUGCCGGUUUAUAUCGUCAUGGAUGGAUAUUGUGACCCGUGCGACCUCGCUAAGGACUGUGAGAACAACUCCGCCUGCAUCGGAAACGCGGACGGAACGGUCUCUUGUAGGUGUCGGACAGAGGCCGAAUGUCCAAAGGACGGUGAUGGUGUGUGUGGCUCAGACGGACAGACGUACAUUAACAAGUGUCUUUUGGAUGUGACAGCCUGUGAAAAUAAUGAGACUGUACGAGUUGUGCAUGAAGGACCUUGUGGUUCGUGUAACCCUGGUAGUUGUAAUACCAACGAAGUGUGCAUCGGUCAAAGGGAUGGACCAUUUUUGUGCAAGUGCAUCGAAAUUAAAGACUGUGCCAAAGAAAAUGACCCUGUUUGUGGCACGGACGGGAAAACCUAUCUGAAUGAGUGCUUUAUGAAAGCGAUGUCAUGUGAGAAGAACGCAUCUGUUGGAUUGAGGCAUCGAGGACGUUGUGGGGUUUGUAAAGACACUCGAUGCUCGUCAGGCAAGAGGUGUAUGGUAAAUAAGUUGCAGAUACCAGCCUGUAAGUGUCCAACAGAAGACGAUUGCCCAAGAGAUUAUGAUCUAGUGUGUGGAAGUGACAGAAAGACUUACAUCAACCUGUGCAGAAUGGGGGUUGAAGCUUGUAUAACCGGACAGCCACUCGAGAUGAUUAAAAAGGGAGUGUGUGAUCCCUGUAAAGCCUCACGUUGUAUGUACCAUUCUGUUUGCGGAGUUAUACCUGAUGGAUCAACUGAAUGCCGCUGUCCGCGCUUGGAGGACUGCCCGGAUGUCAACGAUCCCGUAUGUGGAAUGAAUGGCAAGACGUAUGAGAGUGAAUGCAAGCUGAAGGCUGAAAGUUGUGCUGCAGGAAUCGAAGUUACAAUGAAACAUAAAGGGCCUUGUGGCCCCUGCUCAUUGUCAGAUUGUGUUGACUAUAAUGGCCAAUGUAUUGAAGCACAAGACGGAUCUGGGACUGCGCAGUGCAAGUGUCAAGCCUCUGACCAGUGUCCAAAUAAUGUCAGGGAGAUGUGUGGAGACAAUGGUAAAACGUAUCGAAACAUGUGCUUUUUGGAAGCGGAGUCGUGUCAACUUAGACAAAAAAUUGAAGUCCAACAGAGAGGACCGUGCACGCCAUGUUCCAAGUCUGUUUGCGCUCAGGACCAAGAAUGUGAAUUGGAUGCCCAAGGUAGAGCAUCGUGUAAAUGUCCUGAAUUCUGCCCCAGCCUGGGUGAGCCUGUUUGUGGCAGCGAUGGCCGAACCUACGAAAAUGAGUGCAAAGCGAGGAAAGAGUCGUGCGAGAAGAAAAAAGGACUCUUCUUCAAACCUGGUGCCUGCGGAUUGGUGGUCGUUCCCUGCUCUCUGAAGAGUUGCAUAAAUCACGCCCAAUGCGUGUUCUCGUCUGGUACAGUGGAAUGCCGCUGUCCAGAUAAAAACGAAUGUUCCAAUGUUACGAGCGUGGUUUGUGGCAGUGAUGGAGAAACUUACACAGUUUACGACAACGAGUGCCUUAUGAGAGUUGAUUCCUGUAAAAAGGGCAAAAGAAUUGUUCCAGUUACUCCUAACAAAUGUGCUCCUUGUGAUUUGGCCAGCUGUCACAGCUUUGCUACUUGUGAAAUGAGGAACAACAAAGCAACGUGCGUUUGUCCGUCAGAACGUGACUGUCCAUGGAAAGUUGACCUGAUCUGUGGUUCUGAUGAUCAGAGUUACCUUAACGAGUGUGUUAUGAAGGCUAGGGCUUGUAAGGCAGGGAAGAAGGUCACUGUCAAAAGAAAGGGCUAUUGUGGCAUUUGUGAUUUGGUAACAUGUGCUAAAAACGCUGAAUGUUUCAUCAAAUCGAACGGUCUCCACGAGUGUCGCUGCCCAAGAGAAGAUGAUUGUCCGUCGACAUUGGAGAAAGUUUGCGGAAGUGAUGGCAAAACCUAUGACAAUGAAUGCAAACUGAAAGUACAAUCGUGUUCUGGGGAUGGUAGUCUUGUGGUCAUGAAACAAGGACGCUGCGAUGAUUGCACGGGAAUGAAGUGCCAACCGAACCAAGUUUGUAAAGUAAUUCAGAGCUUAGCCACCUGUCAGUGCCCUAACAUACGCGACUGCAGUUAUGUUCCAGCGCCGGUCUGCGGCUCAGACGACGUUGAGUAUCCUAACGAAUGUCAUCUCAAGGUCAAGUCCUGUUCCGCUGGUGGUGCAUUGGUCGUAGAAAACAAAGGCCCGUGUGUGGGUGGCUGUCGCCACCUGAAGUGUCCAAUGUACGCAGUUUGUCACAACGCUCCAGAUGGGUCACGCACUUGUGUGUGUCCAAGGAAAAAGGACUGUCUACCAGUAAUAAAGACAGUGUGUGGCACAGACGGUAAAACAUACAUCAACGAGUGUCUUAUGAAAGCUAUCGCCUGUGAGAAGAAACAAAACACUGAGAAGAAGAACGAUGGAUUGUGUGACCCAUGUAAGUUUGUAGCCUGCCAAAAGCACAACAAAUGCGAGGUGCGAGCGGACGGCUCCACUCAGUGCGUGUGCCAGUCACGGGAUGAAUGCCCGAUCGGAGGAGAUUCCGUGUGCGGAAGCAACGGUACUACUUAUGAGAACGAAUGUGACUUCAAGGCCGCUGCCUGUGGAACUGACUUGAAGAUGAAGAAAGGAAAAUGCGAUGCAUGCUCCUUCCAUCAAUGUAAGCCAUAUCAAGACUGUGUUGUGGUUGACAACACAGCGAAGUGCCAGUGUCCUAGAGGAUGUCCGUCCAACGAGGAUCGAGUGUGUGCUAACAAUGGGAAAUCGUACACAAACGAGUGUCUGAUGCGGGUAAAGGCGUGCAAGGCUAGAAAGCAGCUAAUUGUGGUCAAGAAAGGGGAAUGCGAUGCGUGCGCCCUGAAGAGAUGUGAUUUAUACCAACGAUGUGUCCUUAAUAGCGACAACCAAGCAAGAUGUGUUUGUCCUUCUCCCCUCGAGUGCCUGCGCAGUCAAGCAGCCUCGCCUGUGUGUGGUAGUGACGGUAUAACGUACGCAAGUGAGUGUGCGCUGAGGGCAGCGAACUGCCCGAAACGAUCGAAGGCUCGCCUGCUGUUCAGGGGAGAGUGUGGUUUGGUCGUUCUACCCUGUACCAGUACUUAUUGUAGGUAUGGCGCGAGGUGUGGCUUUUCAAGGGGUUACCCAGAGUGCAUCUGUCCCGUGGAAAUUGAUUGUCCGUUAGAAGACAACCCCGUGUGUGGUAGUGACGGAAGGAGAUAUCCCAAUCCAUGUGUCAUGGAGGCUAGAGCUUGCCAGAUGAGAAAGGAUGUUACAAUCGUAGAAUUCGGUGACAAAUGCGGAGCAUGUCGGCAAGCAAAUUGCGAGAAAUUCUUUGCCACAUGUCGGUUCACUGACACAGGGGUGGCAACUUGUAUUUGUCCUGAGGAGGAUCAGUGUCCUGUGGAAGUUGAUGAAGUGUGCGCCAAUGAUUCCAACGUGUAUUCUACAGAAUGUCACAUGAGGGCGAAGGCCUGCAAGUCAAAGGUUCCUCUUGGUGUUGUCAAGAAAGGACCCUGUGAAACUUGCGCAGAUGUCAAGUGUGAAUUCCACGCCAAAUGUGAUCUCAUUGAUAGAAAACCCAAAUGUCAGUGUCCCAAAGAGGAGGAUUGUUCUUCUUUGAAAUCAAAUCAAAUUGUAUGUGGAUCCGAUGGCCUGCAAUACGACAAUGAUUGUUAUAUGAAGGUGAAAUCAUGCAAGGAAAAAAGGUCGAUUACAGUCAAGAACAAAGGAGUCUGUGAACGAGGUCAAUCGGUUGGCUUCAGAGGUGACGGUUACUUGGAAUACAGACCUUUGUCAGGUGUCAAAAAAGAAACAGACAUUGAAAUGGAAUUCCGACCAAUCAGUCGCACUGGUAUCAUACUGAAUAACCAAGACUCGGGUAGAGAUUUUAUCUUCAUCAUCUUGAAACGCGGGCGGGUGAUCUUCAGUUAUAACUUGGGCAAAGGACCGGCUGUUAUCGUAAGCAGGAAAGUUGUGAACUUAAAUGCAUGGAACCAGCUGCGUGUGUACAGGAAAGGUAUGAAUGGCUACUUAGUGCUGAAUGGGGAACGUGUCGACGGUACCUCUCCUCCAGGCCUCAGCCAACUUGAUAUCGGACUAAAGAUGUACCUUGGAGGAAUCGUAACCAAACAAGGGAGCACUGGACUACAAGGAGUAACAGCUGGCUUCUAUGGAUUGAUUAGAAAACUUACCAUCAAUGGUGAGAAUUAUAACUUGGUAUUAUCUGACCAAGGAACGGGCCAACCUUCGAGCGGUCUGAACACCGUCAACAUGAUAAGAGGCGCGGAAGACAUGUGCUUCAUGACUCCGUGUGAACAUGGCGGCAUCUGUUCUAUUCUGGACAACCAAAUCAGGUGUGACUGCCCGAAAGGAUUUUUGGGUGAUCGUUGUCAACUGCGAGCUAAUGUGCCCUACUUCCGAGGCGGAGCUAUCACCAGUGCCUUCAUGGAAUGGCGUUGGAAUUUUAUGUUUUCGACGAGGGUAGACGUUUUCGGUGCUGUCUUCGGUAUUCGACCUGAGCAAAAUAAUGGCCUUAUCAUGUACUCUGGAUCUGCGAACGCUUUCAUUUCGUUAGCCAUGAUUGAUGGCGUGAUACAAUUCAGGUUCAAACUAAGCCAAGGGGGAGGUUUCGCGAUAAUCGAGACGAAUUUCGCUCUACAACUGAACGUUUGGUACAAUAUCGAGGCGUAUAUUGAUAUCGUGGGCAGAAGCGAGGCCUUAGGGACUUUGAUAGUUAACGGCAUCAACAUCUUCACGCUCAGAGCAACAGGCGUCUCGACAAACCUAUAUUCCAGUUUACUACAGGAAAGUGUGUAUAUUGGUGGAGGGUCUUCAGCUGUUACUACAAUCAUUUUCCAAAGGACUAAGGUGAGAGCUGGUUUUAAAGGCUGCAUCCGGGACUUCGAAUCCGAAGACGAAAAUUUGCGCGAGAGACCGCUGGACAUAUCAGUUGAUUUUGCGAAAGGGGAAAACCAAAAUCCCGCUCGAUUAUUCGUCAAUGUAAUGAAGUGCGGAUGUAAAGACAAGCCCUGCCAAAAUGACGGAAUAUGCGCACAGAGAGAGAGGGACUUCCGUUGUGACUGCAAAUUAGGAUUUACCGGCCCACAUUGCGAAAUCAAAAGUUGCGGUAGAAAUGUCAAGUUUGACGUAGGAUUCGCAAUAGAUGGCUCAAAUUCAAUCGACGACAACGAAUACCGUCAGACCAAAGAUUUUGUCAAAGAUGUCAUCAAGGCUUUUUCCAUCGCCGAGGAUGGAACCCAUGUGGCUUUGCUGCAGUACGCGACAAAAGGAAUUAUCAAAUUGUACUUUGACGACGAUUUGUUCAAUCCAAAAGAUCUUCUAGAUGAGGUGGAACAAAUAGAGAAUACCAAUGGUGGCUCGACUAAUAUCAGAGAGGGUCUGGCGACGACGUUGAAGAUGUUCUCUACCAGAAAUGGAAUGAGAGGCGAUGAUGUGAAAAAGCUGUUUAUAUUUUUCACUGACGGCAAAAAUACAAACCCUGGGGAGGACUUAAGUGAAUACUCGAACCAAAUCAAGAACAUCCCAGGGAUGACGUCGAUUGCCGUUGGAGUGGGGAAUGAAGUAAGUCGCGGCGAACUGCUGACAAUCGCUUCCAGUCCGAACGAGGUUUUCGAAAUGGAGGAAUUCGAGGAACUGAAACUGCUCAUAGACAAACUGAGUCCCAGGGAGUGCAAGGAAGAUGAUUUUCCAUAACGUCCAACGGUAUAAGGCCAAAUGUUUCCCUUCUUAAAAUAGAAAAUUGCUCCAUUGCUA
Messenger RNA from Pocillopora damicornis (cauliflower coral), 8862 nucleotides. RefSeq lists its product as uncharacterized. Gene Ontology annotation, molecular function: protein binding; metalloendopeptidase activity; zinc ion binding. The record is from RefSeq and is a predicted model, not a curated record. NCBI's taxonomy places the organism in Eukaryota, Metazoa, Cnidaria, Anthozoa, Scleractinia, Pocilloporidae.